GAAAACUUAAUCAAAUUCAGUGAUAUGAAAAUUGGAUAUCUUGAUCGGAAGUAUCAGAAACAAGUAAGGAUUUCUCAAUCAGAUGAAAAUUCUCAGAUCCGGAAGACUACAUAAGAACCGGAUGUCUCGCUACAACCCGCUGAAGGCUAAUCGGAAGACUAGCGCGGAUCUCUUUCUCAUCCUGAACAAUGGCACUAGUGCCACUGCUGAGGAAAGCUCUUCCGAUAAUGUCCCACUCAUCCAUAUGACGAAGACUGCCAAAAGGAAGCAAGUGGUGUCUCCCUCCAUCAGCAUUGAAGCACCACAGAACCUUGCGUUGAUCAAUUUGGAAGAAGAAGAAGAAGUCUCUGACCAUGGAGAACUUCAAAGAAAGAAAAAGAGGAAGAUCAACUCUCCAUCAACAUCUGGAAAUGUCAAUCCAGAUGAGUUGAAGGAGAAUGAACCUGCUAAGGAAACCCCUGUCCACAACCGAAGCCCUCAACAACUUGAAGAAGAAAUUCCUCAAGUCCAAAGCCUUCCAACUUCAUCACCUCAACCUCAACCAGAUGAUGCUGAAAACAAAUUCUGGCAGCUCUACUAUAAUUGGAGAGCUUGGAAAGUUGGAAAUUCAGCAGAGCAAUUGUUGGAUUGGGAGCAACAACUGAAGAAUGAGAAGAUUAUCAAGAAAUGCCUAGGACUACCAGUCAACCACUGCUGUGAAGACAUCUUGGAUGACUACUGGGUAUGGCAAAGGAACAAUGAGGAUCUGCAUCUGGAACACUUGGCCACUACACCAGUUUCAGACUUUGAAGCAGAUGAUGAAGAUACUGCAGUCCACAAGCCAGUCUUCUCAAAAGCCACAGAAGAUCAAGUGGUUCUCACUUCUGAAGAACAGGCUGAUUUGGAAGCAAUAGUUGAGGAUUUCCAAAUCUUUCCGGAAACCUCACCUGCCUUUGAAACGGUUCUGACUGAAGCUGUUCAACAAAAGGCAGCCUCUCCCCUACAAGAACAGAACCAGAAAACAGCAGAAGAAGAAUUUCAGCAACUGAUCCAAUCUCAAGUUUUAGAGAUUCUCACAACUCCUUGUGAGAUCUCCAAUCCUACUGAAACUGAGAUCCCGGAGAGGUCAGCAGAAAUUCUGGAACAGUCAACUCUUCCAGAAACAAAUGAAGAGGAGCAAACUGUAGAAGCGCAAAGGAAUUCUGGAGAAGCUGAGAAGGAAACUCAAAUGGCAGAACUAGAGGUCUCUAAAACUCCAAUAGCCAUUUUUGAAGCACAGAAUGAAGCUGAAGAAAGAGACUCUCUCUCUAGGGAUAUAUCAAAUUUUAUACUUGAUGAAGCAGAGGAAGGAUCUGAGAGAACACUGAAGAUCACUGAUGAAGAAGAUGUACAAGAAGAUGCUGAAUCUCUUCCUAUGCAACUAUUCCAAAGAACACCAUCCUCUCAUCAGGUAACCAACUUCCAUUUUCAUAGCUCUUCCAUUCCUACACUUCCGGAUGAAGUACCGGAAAUCUGGACAAAGAAAGUCCAAGGGCUGAUUGAAUCAGCCCUAGCAUCUCAACAUGCCUCCUUUAGGCAAGAGAUAGAGCAAAUGGAAGCCAGGUACACCAAGCUGAUAGAGAAAUCUGAAGAGAAGCGCAACACAGAUCUCAAGGAAAUAAGCAAAUCAGUAGAAAAGACUCUAGAGAUCAUCUCUCUAUUGAGUACAACUAUGAGCAACACGAUGGAGAUAUAUGCCUCUGAUAGUCAGCUUCAACUCAAGGAGAUUAACAAAGUCAAAGAGCAAAUAGCAAGUGUCACAAUUAGUCUCCAAAAACAGAUGUCCCUUCUCCAAAUGGACAUCAGAUCAGCCCUAGCAGUAGCUUCUGCAAAUCAGGUAGUAACCAAAGAUUACUUGAAAGUGAUCAUUGACAAUCAAAAGGAAGCAUACAAGCUGUUCAGACUUGUUGGUGCAAACUCUGGAAACCGCAAGAUGGAAGUAAUUCUCCAACAACACAGUCCAUCUCCAAUACCACAGCUCCCUAUUGCAAUCAAAGAAGGAGAAGUAUCUUAUAUUCCUUCUCAUCUGAACUUGACAAAUCUAAUCCUUGAAGCACAGCAGAGAAAUCCGGAAAACUCAGCACAACUUCUAUCCAGCUCAGGACUGGAUGGAAUAGUAGUUAUAGGUACAGUAGUUGACCACUUCUCAAAUGAUGCUCAAUCAGAAGAAAGACGUGAAAAUUUAAGACGCAUCAAAGAACUGUGUGGGAACAUGAAGGGCAUCAGUGAAGUUGCCGGAUCUUCAAAGCGCAAGAGACACUGAAGGUUCUUUACAUCAAAACAGGGGGAAAGUAUGUGAAAACACUAAUUUGUUUUGAUGAAAGCACCUUGUUUAAACAAUGCUUGACUGGUUUUAAAUUGCGCUUAUUAUGCUUAAUUAUGCAUACAUUCAGGGGGAAUGAAAUUCAGGGGGAAAC
Molecule: messenger RNA, 2435 nt
Organism: Cuscuta campestris
Lineage: Eukaryota; Viridiplantae; Streptophyta; Magnoliopsida; Solanales; Convolvulaceae
Source: the annotation of a GenBank genome assembly